AUGGCGAGCGUGCCGAUCAGAGUGUUCGGGGGGGGGGAGGGAGGGGGGGCGUGGGGGAGCGUGAGGAGGGCGGACGUGGGAGGGGGGGACGUGGAGGGGGGAGACGAGGGGGGGGGGGGGGGCGGACGUGGGGGGGGGGCGGACGGAGGGGCCGGGGCCGGGGACGUGGAGGCCGGGGACGUGGGGAGGGCGGACGUGGGCCUGGCGCACUUGGGGAGGGGGCACGUGGGGAGGGCGGGCGUGGGGAGGGGGCACGUGGGGAGGGUGGACGUGGGUAGGGAGGACGUGGGGAGGGAGCUGAUGGGCAUGGAGGACGAGGGGCUAACACCUCCCGUGCUCUCCCCUCCCCUGCUCUCCCCUCCCGUGCUCUCUCCUCACCUGCUCUCCCCUCUCGUGCUCUCCCCUCCCGUGCUCUCCUCUCCUCUGCUCUCCCCUCUCGUGCUCUCCCCUACCGUGCUCUCCCCUCCCCUGCUCUCCCCUCCCCUGCUCUCCCCUCCCGUGCUCUCCCCUCCUGUGCUCGGCCAUCCCAUGCUCUCCCCUCCUGUGCAAUGA
Closterium sp. Naga37s-1 is the source of this 552-nucleotide messenger RNA. The record is from the annotation of a GenBank genome assembly. Lineage: Eukaryota; Viridiplantae; Streptophyta; Zygnematophyceae; Desmidiales; Closteriaceae.